AUGCUUGACAUUGCUAUUUUGUAUGAGAAUGUAUUUAGCCGGUUAAGGCUACGUGACACUCGAUAUGUUUGUGUUCCAACUAGUUCACAAUGGAAAUUUGCAAAAGAUGUUUGUGAAAGAUUGGAGUUGUUCAAUAAAAUCACUGAAAUCAUUUAUGGCACUAAGUAUCCCACUGCUAACAUGUUUUUUCCUGAAAUUUGUAAGAUUAAAUUGGCAAUAUCUGAUUGGGUUAACUCUUCCAAUUUAUCGAUCAAAGAAGUGGCUAAUGAUGGUUUAGAUGAUUAUGAUGCAUAUGUUCGAAAGAAGAAAAGAGCAAGAACUUCAUAUGUCAAAACAGAAUUGGAUCAUUAUUUGGAAGAGGAAGUUUUACCGCAAAGUUCUAAUUUUGAUAUUCUAUUGUGGUGGAAGUUAAAUGGCAUCAAAUAUCCAACACUCCGAGCAAUUGCAAAAGAUAUUUUAGCAAUUCUUAUUUCUACAAUAGCUUCAGAAUCCGCAUUCAAUACUAGCGGUCAUAUUUUAAGCCCGCAUCGCAAUCGACUUCAUUGGACAACUUUAGAGGCUUUGAUGUGUGCUAAAAGUUGGUUAUGGAGUAUUGAAAAUAGUGGUGGUAUGAGUUCUAAGUUAAGCAAUGACUACACUACUUUGCUCGAUGAAAUAAAGCCCGAUGAAGAAGGUAAAAUUUUCCUUUGA
Molecule: messenger RNA, 690 nt
Organism: Lathyrus sativus (Indian pea)
Lineage: Eukaryota; Viridiplantae; Streptophyta; Magnoliopsida; Fabales; Fabaceae
Source: the annotation of a GenBank genome assembly